Messenger RNA from Diospyros lotus (date-plum), 3091 nucleotides. Its product is annotated as probable receptor-like protein kinase At4g39110. The transcript has 2 exons. Gene Ontology annotation, molecular function: ATP binding; transmembrane receptor protein tyrosine kinase activity. Bases 1 to 2601 code for a protein of 866 amino acids. Gene Ontology annotation, biological process: protein autophosphorylation. Gene Ontology annotation, cellular component: plasma membrane; plasmodesma. The record is from RefSeq and is a predicted model, not a curated record. NCBI's taxonomy places the organism in Eukaryota, Viridiplantae, Streptophyta, Magnoliopsida, Ericales, Ebenaceae.
AUGACCCAAACCAGCACGAUCCAUUCUACCAAUUCAUCACCUCCUUCAUUGUCGUCGUCAAUGGCGCCAACGAAUAUAUUUAUUAUUAUUCUCCUUGUUUUCUUUCUAUUCGUUUCAUUCAUCACCGACCCAGCCGCAGGCGACUCGUCCGUCUUCAAGCCGCAUGACAGCAUCUUGAUUAGCUGCGGCUCCGACAAGCCAACCACCCAUUCCGACGGCCGGAGCUUCCUGUCCGAUGAAGAGUCCCUCAAGUACUUCUCGUCGGACGGCCGAGACAUUCUUGUCAGCUUGCCAUCGGCCGAGAACGUGCCCUCGCCGAUUUAUCUCUCGGCUAGGAUUUUUAUCGAGGAAGCCAUCUACACCUUCCGGCUCGCUGACUCCGGUUGGCACUGGAUCCGGCUCCAUUUCUUUCCGUUGUCGAAUCCACAGUUCAAUCUCCAGAACGCCAAGUUUUCGGUGAGCACCGAUUCCCUAGUGCUUCUCCACGAGUUCACCAUCGGCAACAACACCGGCUGCUUCUUUAAGGAGUACCUCGUGAACAUGAAGACCGAGCGCUUAUCAAUCAAGUUCAAGCCGGUAACCGGCGCCCCGGCGUUCAUCAACGCGUUGGAAGUCGUUUCUGCGCCGGACAUCCUCAUCAAUGACAACUCCACUACUCUCUCCGAUCAUAAACCGUUCACUGGCUUGCCUACCCAGUCCUUCCAAACCGUCUACCGGCUCAACGUCGGCGGCCCGGAGCUCAGCUCCAAGAACGACUCGCUGAGUCGGACCUGGAUGUCCGACAGCCGUUUCCUAAAACAUAAAGAACUAGCCAAGAGUGUGACGGUCAAUCCUUUUGUCAUCAAAUACCCCCCGGGCAACUCCCGGUUCAUCGCCCCGCAAACGGUUUAUGCGUCGGCGGUAUCAAUGGUCGAUGCCGGCGUCCGAGAUCCUAACUUCAAUAUCACGUGGAAUAUGGACGUUGAUCCGUCGUUCCAAUACAUGCUCCGCAUGCAUUUUUGCGAUAUAAUCAGCGAAGUCCUUGACGAUCUCUACUUCAACGUCUACAUCAACGGCAUCACAGCCAGUUCUGGCAUGGAUUUAUCCAGCAUGGUUGAGGAUUUGACGACAGCUUACUUCAUCGAUUUUGUGGUUGAUUCUGAUGUCGUAUCUUCCCAGCUUACAGUAGAGAUCGGGGCAUAUAAACUUACCACCAGCGCAAAGAAUGCCAUUCUGAACGGUUUAGAAGUUUUCAAGAUGAACAAUUCGGUAGGCAGUUUGGACGGGGAGUUCGGGGUAAAUGGAAACACGGCUGGGAGUAUCAACAAAGCAGUGGUGGCGGCGGUGGGAUUCGCGAUGAUGUUCGGAGCGUUCAUCGGAUUGGGGGCCAUGGUUUUUAGAUGGCGACGGAGGCCGCAAGAUUGGCGCAAGAGGAACAGUUUUUCUUCCUGGUUGUUGCCUCUUCACGUGGGAGAUGCAAGUUUCCUGAGUAGCAAGAAUUCGUUGGGCUCUAGAAAGGGGCAAUUCUACUCGUCGACAAUGGGGUUAGGUCGGAGAUUCUCCUUUGCAGAGCUUAGCGAGGCCACCAAGAACUGGGAUUCCAAUGAGGUGAUCGGCAUCGGAGGGUUUGGAAACGUCUAUCUUGGAUUGAUCGACGACGACAAGAGAGUGGCGGUCAAGCGAGGAAAUCCACAAUCGGAGCAAGGCAUUAAUGAGUUCCAGACCGAGAUUCAGAUGCUGUCGAAGCUUCGGCACCGACAUUUAGUGUCACUUAUAGGGUACUGCGACGAGAACUCGGAAAUGAUUCUGGUUUACGAGUUCAUGUCCAAUGGGCCUCUCAGAGACCAUCUUUACGGCAAGAAUUUACCUCCAUUGUCAUGGAAACAAAGGCUAGAAAUCUCGAUCGGCGCUGCCCGAGGGCUACAUUAUCUCCACACAGGAACAUCGCAGGGCAUCAUACACCGCGACGUUAAGACGACCAACAUCUUGCUGGACGACAAUUUUGUGGCGAAAAUGGCAGAUUUCGGGCUGUCGAAAGCAGCUUCGACAACAGAACAAACUCACGUGAGCACCGCCGUGAAGGGAAGCUUUGGGUACCUGGAUCCAGAAUACUACCGAAAGCAACAGCUAACGGAGAAAUCCGAUGUUUAUUCCUUUGGGGUGGUGUUGUUUGAGGUUCUGUGCGCAAGGCCGGCCAUCAACCCCUCAUUGCCCAGGGAGCAGGUGAACUUGGCGGAGUGGGCGAUGCAGUGGAAGCGGAAGGGGCUGCUGGAGAAGAUCGUGGACCCGCACCUCGCCGGCUCCAUCGACGCCGAGUCCAUGAAGAAGUUUGCCGAGGCGGCUGAGAAGUGCCUGGCUGAGUACGGCGUCGACCGGCCGUCCAUGGGGGACGUGCUCUGGAACUUGGAGUACGCGCUGCAGCUUCAAGAGGCUUCCAUGCAAAGCAGGGCUGACGAUGCCAACGGUUCCUCCGCCUCUCUUCCUCCUCCUGCGCCGGCGCCCUCCACGCCAGAACUUCGGCCCAUUCCCCCUCCGAGCGGGAACCCGGGUGAAGUUCAGGUCAUCGGCGAGCAUUCGGGAACGGCCAUGUUUGCCCAAUUCGCAGCGCUCAAUGGGAGGUAAAAAAAAGAUCAACUAAAUUAAUUACCGGCAAAUUAAGAGCUUGGAAGUGAUUCUCAGAUCUGGCAUGGCGGCUUGAGAGAGAGAGAGAGAGAGAGAUGAGGUGAUAUCUACAGAUACAGUAGGCAGAAAUCAGUUGGGUUCUUGGCAUUUCAUCUACAAAAAUUCGAAACCAAUUAUACAGAGUUGUCAGUGUUCCUAGAUUGAUUAUUGAUAUUGAAUCUUGUUCUUCUUGUGUUGUAUUAAGAAGAGUACUCUGUACUUCCCGAUCUAUACAUAUAUAUAUACAUACAUAUAAUAUUUAUGUAUAUAUCUAACGUUGGGCUCCAAGGAUUGUAAUUCUUUUUUGGGUCUAAAAAAUUGAAAUUUCGAGUCGCUUCCAAUUCUCUUAAUCACAUCACAUCACAUUACUUGUGACGCCAUUUACAUGCCUAAAAAUGUUAUCUUUGCUUUUCUAUUUCAUUUCUGCCCACUUCUCUCAUGGGAUUUUUUC